Danaus chrysippus (African queen) is the source of this 1551-nucleotide messenger RNA. Lineage: Eukaryota; Metazoa; Arthropoda; Insecta; Lepidoptera; Nymphalidae. The record is from the annotation of a GenBank genome assembly.
AUGAAUUCCCAAAGGUUGGAGGAGAUAGUGGCGGAGCUGAUGAAGCCAAUCAGCGACGUCCGCCGCAGUUUCGACACGGAUCUCAGCGCGUUACUGGAGGAGUACCUGACGGAGGCGGGGCAGCAGGCUCUAGAGGCGGAGGCCAGCGGCAACCAUUCAUACAGCACACCUAACUUUGCUGAGGUGGCUCUGUUGCUGCAGCAGUCAGCCAAUAUCUACGGUCGCAAAGUGGACUGUCUGUACUCUCACGUGCUGUGUGUCAGUGAUGCACUCCACAACAACACCCUAGAAGCGAGCGUGUCGGCGGACGAGCCACAUACGCCCAGUGGAGGCCGGAGGAAACGGAAGGCGUCCGUUAACGGGGACUUCGAUUACAUCACGCUGGAGGCUUGUGGGGGAGCGCGCCGGGACGCUGGGCCCGCGCGGCCCCCGCCCACCCUGCCGAGGAUGUAUGUGGAGCUUGAGCCGCGGGUGGUGUCCUCACACGACCACCAGCUGACUGACUACCUCGGGGAACACAUAGGACUACUGGCGGACUUUAACGUGUCCUGGAGGCUGCGGAACGGACUGCUGGUCGAUGAGCUGGCUAGUACCGAGGGAGGCGCGCCGGGGCUGCGGCCGGCACCGCUGCUGGAGCUGCGUGCGGCCAUGGAAGCCGCCGCGCCACCCUCCCCUCCACCCGCGCCGCCCUCCCCCCCGCCGGCGGCCCCCUCGCCCCCGCCGGAGCAGCCCCCGUCCCCGCCGCCGCCCCCCCCUGACUCAUGUUCGACUCCUCUGCCUCAAAGGAAGGAGAGGAAGCGACGGAGCGAAGUCAAACUGGAGGAUAUAGUGGAAGGACGAGUUAAAUUACUUAUCAGCAAAGAGUUGCGAGGUAAGUUGCGUCGUGUGGAGGAGUUCACCCUGCCUCGGGACUGGGUGUCGCGAGUGGUGGAGGGACGGGCCGGCGCCGUGAGGGAGCUGCGACGGGGACUGAGGGGACACGCGGAGACAGAAUUCCGUGGCUUUGACGUGACGAACUCUAUGGACGUCGGAGGGUUCCUGGGCUGGAGCGGGCCGGAGGCGGCGGCGGCGGCGGCGGCUCUCAGCGCGGCCAGCGGCGCCCGCCUCGACGACAGCGACGACGACGGGUUCUUUGAACAGAGCUCGCUGGGAGACUCCGACACCUCGCGCGCCGACGACACCGGCGCCACCACGCUCUCGUCGUUGCCGGGCAGCGGCUGCGAGUGGUGGAGCUGGCGCGAGGCGGUGGUGUCCCGCAGCGCGGCGGCGGCGGCGCGCGGCGCGGACGUGAAGGCGGGCGCGCGGGCCGUACUGGAGGCGGCCGGCGCGCUGCCCUCGCCCGCCUCCUUCGACGCGGUGCUGGCGGCCGCCGCCGACCAGCCGCACGACGUGUCCCGCCUGUUCCUGUCCGCGCUGUUCCUGGCCAACGCGGGCUCCAUCGAGAUCGUGCCGGGCGCGCCGCUGUCCCUCAACUCGUUCAGUGUGCGCGUGUUGUGUGGUGACGAGCGCCUGUACCUGUCGUCCGUGGAGGAGCCUCCCCCGCCGCGGUAG